Messenger RNA from Nelumbo nucifera (sacred lotus), 1719 nucleotides. RefSeq names its product P-loop containing nucleoside triphosphate hydrolases superfamily protein. Gene Ontology annotation, molecular function: ATP binding; ATP hydrolysis activity. Lineage: Eukaryota; Viridiplantae; Streptophyta; Magnoliopsida; Proteales; Nelumbonaceae. The record is from RefSeq and is a predicted model, not a curated record. Gene Ontology annotation, biological process: tail-anchored membrane protein insertion into ER membrane. Gene Ontology annotation, cellular component: GET complex.
UUGGAUGCGUAACACUGUAUCAUUCUGUUUUGUUGUUGCCCGAACAACAAACAAUGCAUCUCCGUUCCCCGCUUUCGAUGCUUGAGUUUUGUUCUUCUUUUCCUUCCAUUUUCUUUCUCAAAACGUAUCAAAAUCUCCAUUUGUGAUCAAUUUGUCGUAAUAAAUUGUUCAAUUUUAUUUGAAUUAUGCAUUAGGUUCAUUUAAGAAUCAGAGGAAGAGCAACGAGGAAGGGAGAAAGAGAGAGGUACUAGAGGAAGAGGACAGACAAUUUUUCUGGCAAUGGCAACGGAUCAGGAGUUACCAGAGGGAACAGUGCAGAACAUCUUGGACCAAGAGAGUCUUAAAUGGGUCUUCGUUGGAGGGAAAGGUGGUGUGGGCAAGACGACCUGUAGUUCGAUCCUCUCUAUCCUUCUUUCUAGGGUUCGAUCCUCUGUCUUGAUCAUCUCUACCGACCCGGCUCAUAACCUCAGCGAUGCGUUUCAGCAGAGAUUCACCAAAACUCCCACCUUGGUCAAUGGAUUCACCAAUCUCUACGCCAUGGAGGUGGAUCCCACCGUAGAGAAUGAGGACUUGCCCAAUGUGGAAGAGAUGGAUAGCUUUAUCUCCGACUUAACAAAUGCAAUUCCUGGAAUUGAUGAGGCUAUGAGCUUUUCUGAAAUGCUGAAAUUAGUUCAAACAAUGGAUUACUCUGUUAUCGUGUUUGAUACAGCUCCAACUGGUCAUACACUACGGCUGUUGCAAUUCCCCUCAACAUUAGAGAAGGGGCUUGCAAAAAUGAUGUCGUUGAAGAAUAAGUUUGGUGGCGUACUGAGUCAGAUGAGUCGUAUUUUUGGUGUUGAUGAUAGAUUUUAUGAGGAUGCAAUCCUUGGAAAGAUUGAAGGCAUGAAAGAAGUGAUUGAACAAGUAAAUAAGCAAUUUAAGGACCCGGACAUGACAACUUUUGUCUGUGUUUGCAUCCCAGAGUUCCUCUCUCUUUAUGAAACAGAGAGGUUGGUGCAAGAACUAACAAAGUUUGAGAUUGACACGCAUAAUAUCAUCAUUAACCAAGUACUUUUUGAUGAAGAAGCUGUUGAAUCCAAGUUGUUAAAAGCUCGUAUGAGGAUGCAGCAAAAAUACCUUGAUCAGUUCUACAUGUUGUAUGAUGAUUUCCACAUCACUAAGUUGCCGUUGCUUCCACAAGAGGUAUGUGGCGUUGAAGCUCUGAAAUCAUUUUCUCGCAACUUUUUAACCCCUUAUCAGCCAUCCAUCAAGAAAGGCACAGUAGAAGAACUGGAGCAAAGAGUGUCCAUACUACAGGAACAGCUGAAAGAUGCUGAGGAAGAGCUAGGUAGAUUGAGAGAAGGAAAGUAAAGGUCUGAUACCACGUAGUGGCUAGAAUUCUAAGGUCCAAGAGAACUUGGAGAAGGAAAGCAAGAGGUCUGGUCCUACUUCAACUACCCAAUUACCAAUACUGCCUUUGGCUAUUUAUUUUCCUGCAUUUUAUAUUUCUCUUGUUUGCAGACCAGUAGUUUGCUCUGCUUGCAUCUGGCUGCUAAUUGAAGUCAUAUUUUUUCUUCUGCUCUCCGGUCUAAGUUAUCUCCUACAUGUCAUCAGAUUUUUGUUUUGGAAUUGGAGGCAGAAGUGAUCUAUAAAUUAAAUUUGAGUUUGUUUUAAUAUCACUCGGAGGAUUUAUUGUUGGAAUUCAUGCAUUAUAUUCAUCAACAAUAUGUGCUUUCUGAA